GAAGAAGAAGAAGAAGAAGAAGACCGGUCCGGUUGUUCGCCCCCCGGUUCGAAGGCGGCGCCGCAGUCGACCCGGACCCGGCCACCGCCUCAGGGCCCCAAAAUGACAAAAAAGAGGAAAUAUCAAGAUGACUUUCAAAAAGUGAAGCUGAAAGUUGGCAAAAAGAAGCCGAAACUAGAAAAUGCCACAGACACGAACUUUAAAACGAAAGUGAUACAUCUUCCGGAGCAGCUCAAAGAAGAUGAAACCCUCCCAACAAACAAUAGAAAACUUAACAUCAAGGAUUUGCUGUCCCAGAUGCACCACCAUAAUGCUGGAGUGAAGCAGAGUGCCCUGGUUGGGCUCAAAGAUCUCUUGACCCAGUACCCGUUCAUAAUUGAUGCUCACCUUUCCAAUAUAUUAAGCGAGGUAACCGCUGUGUUUACUGACAAGGAUAGUAGCGUGAGAGCAGCAGCGGUCCGCCUCCUCCAGUUCCUGGCACCGAAAGUACGAACUGACCAAAUCACUCCGUUUUUCCCCCUCGUGAGCGCCCAUCUGUCCAGCGCGAUGACACACAUCACGGAAGGGAUUCAGGAGGAUUCUUUAAAAGUCUUGGACAUCCUCCUGGAAGAGUAUCCCGCCCUCCUUACCGGUCGCAGCAGCAUCUUGCUGAAGAAUUUUGUCGAACUCAUUUCUCACCAGCAGCUGUCCAAAGGAUUGAAAAAUGGAGACAAGUCUCCAUCCUGGAUAUUGUCCGUUAACCCGAACCGCCGGCUCACGUCUCAGCAGUGGCGACUUAAUGUAUUGGUGCGACUCAGUAAGUUCCUCCAGGCGCUCGCUGAUGGCCCCGGUAGGUCCGGAGACGGUGCGGGACUCCAGGAACAAAAGGAAAGCCUACCCCCUGCCAGGAACUCGAUACAGAUCACCUGGAAGGAUCACGCCCGGAGCCAGCAGGCCAUUCAGGUUUACGAAAAUGGAGGCUCCCAGCCAAACGUCAUCUCCCAGUUCCGUCUGAGGUCCCCAGUUGGGGGAGGAGGCAGUGUGGAUGAAAGCCUGUCAUCUCCCGAAAACUUGAAAGGAUUCAUCGUGGUCAUCAUUCCCUUACUGAUCGAGUCCUGGGUGGAAGCUACGCCGGCCCAGCUUGUUACUCCUAUUCUUGGCAAGUUUUUAGAACCAGAAUCCCAGCAGCUCAUGCAGCAAGUGCUCAGUAUUAUUUCCCUGCUCUGGAAGCUCUCCAAGCAGCAUGACGAAGCUCACAAAAUGGAGGCGUGGCUACGAAAGAAUUACCUAAAUGACUUCAAACAUCAUUUCAUGAGGCAUUUUCCUUAUUCUGUACAAGAAACAGCCAAGCACAAAAGGAAGGAGUUGAACAAAAGCAACAAACAUUGUAUUGCUUCCUCCAGCAACGUAGAUCAUCUCUUGUUGAAUUUAACCCUGUGUGACAUUAUGGUCUCCCUGGCAAGCACCUCCACCCUCCAGAUGGAUUCCGACUGGAUAGAAAUGAUUAGGAAAUUUGUGACGGAGACUCUCGAAGAUGGCUGCAAGCUGACGAGUAAGCAGCUGAACAGACUGCUUGGGGUGACCUGGAGGUUAAUGGAGAUCCAGUCCAACAGGGUGGUAACAGAGACCCUGACCAGGGCGGUCUACACACUGUAUCAGCAGAGGGGUCUCCUCCUUCCUGUCCGCACUCUGCUCCUGAAGUUUUUCAGCAGAGUUUAUCAAAAAGAAGAGUUAAGUCCUCACAGAGUCAGGAGCCGAAGUAAAGUGUUGUCUCGUUGGCUGGCUGGUUUACCAUUGCAGCUUGUUCAGCUUGGCUCUAGAAACCCAGAACUCUCCUCUCAGCUAAUUGAUAUUAUUCACGCCGCUGUUGCCCGCUCAAAUAAGGAUCUAUUAAAUAGUUUGCAAGCCACCGCUUUUCGGAUAUAUGAUCCCCAAGAAGGCACCGUGGUGCUUCUUCCAGCCGAAUCUCAGCAGCGCUUAGUGCAGCUUGUGUAUUUUUUGCCAUCUCUUCCUGCCAGCUUGCUUUCCUGUUUGAGUCGCUGUUGCAUCAUGGGGCGACUGAGUUCCAAUUUGGCCGCCUCACUGAUUGGGAUACUGUAUAUGAGGUCAUCUUUUGCGGGAUGGAAGUGUUCAGUCCAGGAAAGUUCGAUGAGUGAUGUGGACUAUCUCAGCUUCUUAUUUUCAACCCUUACAGGGUUCUCAGGAGAGGAGUUGACUUGGCUUCAGAGCAUCCGAGGGAAUCCUCACAUCAGCCAGACACCGCUUUCCCCUGUCCGUCUUUACCUGACUGACUUGGAUCAAUUUUUGCACCACUGGGCUGUGACAGAGGCCGUGUGUCACAGUCUGUCCACUAUUCCAUCCCGGAGUCAGUGCUUGGAUAUCCUGCAGAGUGCCAUCGCUAAGCAUCUGGCUGGCCUGGCUGUAAUUCCCGACAGCACUGCAGCAUCAAUUCUCUGUGUCGUGAGUAAGCUCCUGGACCAAGCUUGUGUUCUCAGUGAGACGAUACACAAGUUCCUCGCCUCCUGCUGCUACAGUCUCCUUCAUUUCUUGCUCACUUUAGAAAAAGAGGACGCGGAGCAUGUAAGGAAGAGGGAUAAGCUGUGGGGUUGCUGUCUGGUGGCACUGUCCGUCCUGCCCCGGGUCCUGCGCCUGAUGCUCCAGAGUCUCCAGGUGAGCAGAGCGGGCCCGGGAGAGCUGCCCGUCGUGGCCCAACUGCUCCGGCUGCUGCUGCAACACGCCCAGCUGAGGAGCCACAUGGUGGACAACGCGCUUCUGGUGCAGCAGAUCGCCAAAGACAUUACGGCCUUGAGGAGUGGGGACGUGCAGGAGCAGUGGCUGUCAGACCUGCAUUACUGCUUCAACAUCUACCUGGCUGGCCACCCCCAGGGGCCCGGGGCCCUUAGCACCGUCUAUUGAGGAGCCCGGUGAAGCUCUCUCUCUCUGUGGUUUGGAAAUGAAAGCGUCGGAACAAACAUUUAUCAUUAAAGCCGAACUACCCAGUGCU
Molecule: messenger RNA, 2983 nt
Organism: Tachyglossus aculeatus (Australian echidna)
Lineage: Eukaryota; Metazoa; Chordata; Mammalia; Monotremata; Tachyglossidae
Gene: TEX10
Product: testis expressed 10
Exons: 15
Coding region: 103-2895 (930 amino acids)
Cellular component (GO): nucleus; MLL1 complex
Source: RefSeq, a predicted model, not a curated record